GGUUCCGCCGGUCGCCACCGUUAGGGAACUGCGGCAGACGCCGCCCCAUCCCGAGGGGACUCGAAAAUGUACAGCCAGCGGUUUGGCAUCGUACAGCGGGAGGUUAAGGGCCCCACUCCCAAAGUGGUGAUGGUGAGAGCCAGGCCUCCCGAAGGCCAAAAGGCUGAGCAACAGCUGGAGAGAAUCCUACGCAGCUAUGAGAAACAUCAUGCCAUUUUGGAUUCCAUUAAGUCCAUAGAGCGGGAUCGCUUGAAAGUUGACUGGUACAAGCGCAAUGACCGCAGAUUUGUGGACAGUCUUGUGAAAACAAGAACGAAGGAUGCCAUGCAAGGAUUUAUCAUCAACACUGAAGAAAGACGAAAUAAGCUCCGUGAACUUUUAGCAGCAGAAGAAAACGAGUAUUUUACUGAACUGCAAUUGAAAGGAGAAACAAUUGAAGAUAGAAAAGAAAGAAUGAGAGAGAAAACCAGAUUAUUAAAGCAGAAGAAAGAAAAAGAGAGGCAAGAUUUUGUGGCUGAAAAGCUAGACCAACAAUUCAGGGAACGCUGUGAGGAGCUCCGCACUGAGCUGCUUUCUCUCCACGAGAAGAAGGUGUGUGAGGAGCGGAAAGCACAGGUUGCGUUCAAUGAGGAGCUGAAAAGGCAAAAGCUGGUGGAAGAGCAGAUGUUCUGUAAGCUCUGGGAGGAAGACCGAUUAGCCAAGGAAAGGCGGGAAGCUGAAGAGGCGAAGAGACAGAAAGACCUGGCGGAGAACACACGGCUGGGGCUGAAUGCCCAGGUCACCGACAUCAACGCGCGAAGGCAGGCAGCGCAGCGGCUAAAGGAAGAGGAGGCGCGCCUUGUGGAAGAUGACAGAGCUCAGGUGAAACUUGAGGAUGAGCAGGAUAAGCUAAAGAAACAGAGGACAAAACAGAAACUUAGGACCACUUUGCAAAAAGCCCUCCAAGAGAAGAUAGAACGUCUUCAGCAGGAGCACAGAGAAGAAAAGGACUUGCGCACGAAACUCGUGCAAAUGGCCCAGAAAGACUUACAGGACGAGGCUGAUAAAAACAAGCAAAAAAGAGAAGAUAGGAUAAGAGAACAGAAGAUAUAUCGUGAGUAUUUGGCACAGCAGCGUGAGGAAGAAAAUGCUCAGGAGAAAGAAUUGGACAGAAUAUUAGAAGAAGAGAAGGCAAAGCAGUGGGCGGAGAAGGACAAACAGCUGAAACUUGAAAAGGAGGCAAGGAAACAACUUGUGAAUGAGGUCAUGUGUACAAGAAAACUUCAAGUUCAAGAAAAGUUGCAACGAAAAGCGAAAGAACUGGAAGAACGUGCUCUGGAACAGGAGCGCAUACAGGAAGGUCUUAAAGAGCUUAACCGUGAAGAGGAGGAGAAUUUUGUAAGACGCUCCGGGUUAGCCCAGGAGUACCGGAAGCAGCUUCAGAUGCAAAUGUCCUACCAGCAGCAGGCCCGGGAGGCACAGAAGGAAGAGGAGCGCCGGGAGCUGGAGGCGGGGAGAGCUGCGGACAGGAUGUGCCAGGACAAGAUCCAGGAGCUCCUGAGAGACUUCGGGGUGCAGCUCCACAACGUCCAUCCCAUGCGGAGGGCGUGCCCUGCCAAGCUCCCGCCGUAGUUUCGUAAACAUCAGUGCUUCUUCAGUCUUUUAAUAUUUUUAACUAAAAUACACUUUUAUGUUCCUUUGAGCUCAUAGAUAAACUUCCUUUUUCUCUGA
This is a messenger RNA of Eptesicus fuscus (big brown bat), 1710 nucleotides long. It is a transcript of the gene CFAP53, whose product is annotated as cilia and flagella associated protein 53. Lineage: Eukaryota; Metazoa; Chordata; Mammalia; Chiroptera; Vespertilionidae. The record is from RefSeq and is a predicted model, not a curated record. Bases 67 to 1611 code for a protein of 514 amino acids. The transcript has 8 exons.